UAGCCCAUUAGGGCUCUCUUUUUUCUCUUCGCUUUCUCUCCGCGGCAGUGUUCAAUCCAGCAGCAGCCGACGCAGCAGGAGGGGAAGCUGCUAGAAGAAGCUUGCUGAAGAGGAAGAGGACGGCACCUUCGCAUUUCUACCGGGACUCAGAUCGGAGCCAAGAUGAAAUAUAAUCCAAGAGUCACAAGCUCGAGGAGGAAGUGCCGGAAGGCACACUUCACCGCACCUUCAAGUGUCAGGCGUAUUCUCAUGAGUGCUCCUUUGUCACCGGAACUUCGUAACAAAUAUAAUGUUCGAUCGGUUCCAGUUCGCAAAGAUGACGAGGUGCAGGUUGCUAGAGGAACAUUCAAGGGAAGAGAAGGGAAGAUUGUUCAAGUUUAUAGAAGGAAGUGGGUUAUUCACAUUGAGCGUAUCACGAGGGAAAAAGUUAAUGGUACGACUGUGAACGUUGGCAUAGAUCCUUCAAAGGUCAUGAUCACCAAGCUGAAGUUGGACAAGGACCGGAAGGCCUUGUUAGAGAGGAAGGGGAAGGGCAGAGCCGCAGAGAAGGGAAAAGGCAAGUUCACUGCAGAAGACGUUGCUGCGUCUCUUCAAGGCGUCGACUAAUCGUAGGGCAAAGCCUCUUUCACCGUUCGUGAAUUUUCCUGUAGCUUGAUUGCAGCAAGAGAUAAACGAUAGAGCGCGUAGGCAGCUAAAUGUUGAGAGUCGAGACCCUAUUUGUUGCUUCUUCUGCUUCGUAUGCAUCAGGUUGUUUUGGUAUUCAUUUGCAUUUUUGAACCUCUUGUGUUUGGACGAUUGAUUACGUGACGGCUUUACGUUUUUUAA
Nymphaea colorata (pocket water lily) is the source of this 825-nucleotide messenger RNA. Its product is annotated as 60S ribosomal protein L26-1-like. Lineage: Eukaryota; Viridiplantae; Streptophyta; Magnoliopsida; Nymphaeales; Nymphaeaceae. Gene Ontology annotation, molecular function: RNA binding; structural constituent of ribosome. The coding region runs from base 163 to 606 and encodes 147 amino acids. The transcript has 5 exons. Gene Ontology annotation, biological process: ribosomal large subunit biogenesis; cytoplasmic translation. Gene Ontology annotation, cellular component: cytosolic large ribosomal subunit; ribosome. The record is from RefSeq and is a predicted model, not a curated record.